Molecule: messenger RNA, 3591 nt
Organism: Scomber scombrus (Atlantic mackerel)
Lineage: Eukaryota; Metazoa; Chordata; Actinopteri; Scombriformes; Scombridae
Gene: chdh
Product: choline dehydrogenase
Exons: 10
Coding region: 63-1985 (640 amino acids)
Cellular component (GO): mitochondrial inner membrane
Molecular function (GO): flavin adenine dinucleotide binding; choline dehydrogenase activity
Source: RefSeq, a predicted model, not a curated record
CCGCUUCCUCAGCUGGGGUAAAAGGUUAAACUUGUCCAGCUCUGCUAAAAACGAACCAUCUCAUGACCACGAUGUUGUCUUAUGCCAUGUUAGGCCAAACCGGCGCCCGACAACUUGUGAGCAGGACUCGGGGGAGAUUUAUGAGGGACAGCAGGUGCCUGUUUACCAGUUUGCCAGAAUGUCAGUUUGUCCCUAGGACCACACACCUAAACCCUUCCUUUUCCUGCUCAUCCUCCUCCAACCAUUACAGAUGCUUCAGUGCCACAGCUGCUCACUGGAACUCUUCAGCUUCACCUGCAGCCAAUCAGAAAACACCAUCAUACAGUUAUAUCAUUGUUGGAGCGGGGUCAGCAGGCUGCGUCCUAGCCAACCGCCUCACCGAGGAUGCGCAUGAGUCUGUGCUGCUGCUAGAGGCAGGGCCUAAAGACAUGUUGCUUGGUAGUUUACGACUCUCAUGGAAAAUCCACAUGCCAGCUGCUCUGACCUACAACCUCUGUGAUGACAAGUAUAACUGGUAUUACCACACUUUACCUCAGGCCCACAUGGACAACCGGGUGAUGUACUGGCCGAGGGGACGUGUGUGGGGUGGGUCCUCUUCCCUCAAUGCCAUGGUGUACAUCCGUGGGCAUGCCGAAGACUACAACCGCUGGCAGAGAGAAGGGGCCGAGGGCUGGGAUUACGAACACUGUCUUCCUUAUUUCAGAAAAGCUCAGUGCCAUGAGCUGGGAGAAGACAGGUACCGGGGAGGCAGUGGACCUCUUCAUGUGUCUAGAGGAAGGACCAACCAUCCCCUUCACAAGGCCUUUAUUGAGGCAGGUCAGCAGGCAGGAUACCCCUUCACUGAUGACAUGAAUGGAUACCAACAGGAAGGGCUGGGAUGGAUGGACAUGACCAUUUAUAAAGGGAAGAGGUGGAGCACAGCCAGCGCCUACUUGAGACCUGUGCUGGGUCGACCCAACCUAAAGACGGAGGUGCACUGCCUGACAACCAAGAUCCUGUUUGAUGGCAACCGUGCUGUGGGUGUGGAAUACACGCAGGAUGGACAGAAGAAGAGGGUGUUUGCAGAUAAAGAGGUGAUAUUGAGCGGGGGUGCCAUUAACUCCCCUCACCUUCUCAUGCUGUCUGGAGUGGGAAAUGCUGAUGACCUGAAACAACUCGGCAUCCCUGUGGUGCAACACUUACCAGGUGUUGGCAGUAACCUGCAGGACCAUUUGGAGCUGUAUGUCCAGCAGCAGUGUACUCAGCCCAUCUCCCUUUACAAGUCCCAGAAACCCUUCCACAUGGUCAAGAUAGGCCUAGAGUGGCUCACCCUGUUCACCGGCUAUGGAGCAACUGCCCACCUGGAGAGUGGAGGAUUCAUCCGCAGUCGGCCGCAUGUCUCACACCCUGACAUCCAGUUUCACUUCCUGCCCUCACAGGUUAUCGACCACGGACGAGUUGCCUCCAAGAUGGAGGCGUAUCAGGUUCAUGUGGGACCAAUGAGAAGCACCAGUAUCGGCUGGAUGAAGCUGAAGAGCUCCAACCCUCUGGAUCACCCGAUUCUCCAGCCAAACUACCUAUCCAAUGAUAUUGACGUGUGGGAGUUCAGAGAGAGUGUUAAACUCUCCAGAGAGAUUUUUGCCCAGAAGGCCUUUGACCCAUUCCGUGGUCCCGAAGUCCAACCUGGUCCUCAGGUAGAAUCUGACGCUGACAUUGACGCUUUUGUCCGCCAAAAGGCCGACAGCGCCUACCAUCCUUCCUGCACCUGCAAGAUGGGAGCACCGUCUGACCCAAUGGCAGUCGUCGACUCGAAUGCACGCAUUCUGGGUGUGGAGAGGCUCCGUGUGGUCGACGCCUCCAUCAUGCCCAGCAUUGUUAGCGGCAACCUGAAUGCUCCAACCAUCAUGAUGGCAGAAAAGGCUGCUGACAUCAUCAGAUGCCGCCCUGCUCUUGUUGAUCCAGGAGUUCCAGUGUACCAACCACCAACACUCGACACGCAGAGAUGAAAAAAGGGGGAGAACAGCCUGAACUGUUCAGCACACAAGUAAGGGGAUGAGUUUUGAAGAGAGAUGAAAUUAGACCAUAUCCCUCUCUCUCUGUUUGCAAGUAUUUGCAUCCAUGUCUCCAUGAGAACUAAACAAAUGACAUAACACAUCCUGGGGCAGCAUUACUAGUGGUCCACUAUCCAGAUAUUAAGCAACAGUAAAUAAUAUUAGCCUCUUGUCUUAUUGUACACAUGGUAACAUAUCAAAGUUAGAAGUGGUUAGUAGUAAUAAUAAUAAUGAAGUUCUAUAUGUCUUCUAAAUUGGUCUUGAAUACAGUGAGUUUUUACUGUUUACAUCUUUUGGUACAGUGACAGUUUUAAUCAGACAGCAGUCAUUCUGUCCCUUCCUUAUAUUAUUCAAUAAUGAUUGGUUUUAUUUUCCAUUCUAAAUUACACAUCUUUAGUGAUACUAAAUCUAAUGUGAUGAAACGUGCAGACAUCCUGAUAACUGUUUCCCUCCCUGUGUCAUUAUUGAGCAUUUCAUAACUAAAACCAGAUGUUUACUCAGGUGUACAAAGUUAAAUUGAACUUUAAACUGUGGGACCAACACAGCCAAUACUGAAGAUAAACAAAUCUAUUUUGCUUGAUUUUAAUUGGAACUCAAGUUAGUCUCCAACUACAAACUUUCUCUUGCCUCAGUUGAUUCUAAACUUAGACAUUUCUACAGUCAGCUGUGUGCUGGUGCUUCGUGAUUGUUUGCACAGUCACUGUGGAUGUAAUGGAAAAUUGUUCCUCUGAAAAUUUGACCUUAUUUGCCUAACAUGACUUUUAAAUAUGAAGAAUUCACCAACUGUGACUUGUUUGUGUACGCUCUGAUGUUACAACCCUUUACAGCUUCACAUGACCAUGGUGAAUUUAUAUAAAUGUAAAUUGCGCCCUGCCCUGUAUUUUUGAACUUUUCUAUAACAUCAACAGUCUGACCCGAACAAUGCAUUCAGUCUCCUUCCUUCCAGUUAAAACAGAUAUUUCUUUGAUAACCUUUGAGAUAAUCCCUUGUAGGGCUUCCAGUUAAAUCGAUGUACAAACAAUACUUGUCUGGUGCCCGCAGCCUGCACAAUUUAGUUUUUGUCUACUCACAGGAGGAUUUAAAGCUGUGCUGUGUUUUAACACUUUUGUGAAUGAAACAGAGCAGAACAUAGAGCCUUAUAUGGCAGUUUCUGGGCUGUAGAUUAUGAUUAUGAUCACACGUCAUGAACAGGAUGAAACGAUCAAUUUGCGACAAGUUCAGGCAGUUUGCGAGUUUGUUCGUGGAACACUCGAAGCAAGUUUUAGUAUGAAAAUAUAAAAAUGUUCUUGCAUGAGCCCGAUUGAAGCCUGGGUACAGACAGAGAAAUAGUCCUCAUUGCAUUCAGAAUACAAUCCUCAAUCCCACAGGAGGAUAAUUCAUAUACUCAUGUCAGGAUAACUCAAGAGCAUUGAUAGCAAUGACGAUGAUAGAGAGGAAAAACUUUAAAGUUCAUAUUUACCAUCCUUUUUUUUUAUCCACCCGCACUUAAAUGACAUCCACCUUUCCCUCGAUUUUCCUACAUGCAUCAUACAGGCAACCGGGCAUCCUUGUUUCCUGGCAA